This is a messenger RNA of Thermothielavioides terrestris NRRL 8126, 2574 nucleotides long. RefSeq lists its product as uncharacterized. Lineage: Eukaryota; Fungi; Ascomycota; Sordariomycetes; Sordariales; Chaetomiaceae. The coding region runs from base 1 to 2574 and encodes 857 amino acids. Gene Ontology annotation, molecular function: histone acetyltransferase activity. The record is from RefSeq and is a predicted model, not a curated record. The transcript has 5 exons. Gene Ontology annotation, biological process: transcription initiation at RNA polymerase III promoter. Gene Ontology annotation, cellular component: transcription factor TFIIIC complex.
AUGAGCACGGCAACCUUAAAGCCGAACAAGCCGAGGUUUCUCCCCCUCCGAGAGCUCACCCUCAAUUCACGGCCGCUGACCAAGCGUGCCAUCCAAUUCUCAUGCGAUGGCGAUUUGGCUGUCGCCGCUGAUGACUCGGUCCAUGUCUUUGUCCCCGAGUUCCCGGACCUGUCAAAGCGCCGAGAAAAGCUGAGAGCUCGCACGAAUGGCCCCCAAGGGAGCUGGGCAUCUGGUGAUGCAUCUUCCUCCGACGAGGACGACGACGGAGAGGCGGGGUCCAGGAGGCACAACCAUCAGAUUCUCCGUGGACAGUACUCCGAGGGCAGCAAGCACAUGCCGGUGUCGUUUCCGCCUCUAGACCCCCGUGUCAACAGAGAGCUGUUCCUCGCCCAAGAGAUUCCGUUUCCCUACGAGAGCGCCGUCAAUGCGGACGCCCAGAGCGUCGACAGCAAUGACGAGUCUGCCGACUCCGACGCCUACGACUCGGCGGACGAGGAGGGCGAGGGCCCCGGCCUGGGAUUCAAUCGUCCUCACGGCGCUGGGUACGGGCCCAUUACCGGCGUGGGAAGCAGCAUGAACCACGUCGUCUCCAUUGGCUGGUCUCCGUCCGGUCUGGGCGUCAACCACCGGCCCGUUUUGGCCAUCCUGACUGCCUCUGGCACACUGGGCAUGUUUGGAGAUGGCGACAAGCCCGCGAACAUCCUGCCGCGCGCCAACGAGGGCAUGCUGCAGCGUCGCGAGCUCAACUCGUGGAUCGUCCUUUGGGGCGUCGGCGAGCGCUUGAUCGUGCCCGGGCAGCAGACCGAGAUCAGCGAGUACAUCCGCGCGUUUGCAUGGUGUCACGCGAUCGCGCCGGGCCAAGCCCUGCUUGCAACCAUCAACGACGUCCAGGAGGUGGCCAUCAUCAGCGUGCAGUGUGUCUCGGUUCCGGACGAGGGUAAGCGGAAGGCGGACACGUCGCUCCGGGCAGAACCGGGGCAGAAUACGGUCUGGCUGGUGCGUGAGAUCGCACGCUUCAAGGCUGAAGGACCCCACGAGGCCGUUAAGUCUACGGACACGGAUUGGGUCCCCUGCGGCACUUCGUUCGGUCUCAGAUGGGGUCCCUGGCUGCAAGAUGGUGACGCACGCAGUUGCGCUCUCUCCUUCAUUGACCGCAAUUAUGUUGGCUUCCGCAGAGUCACGAUCAAGGAACCUUGGGUGAGAGGCGAACUCCCGAAUCUCGAAGUGGGCAGCGGAGACAUGCACGGAGUGUGCGUGCACUUGUCCGCCGAUGCAUUCGUCGAGUUUGAGAAUUGUAUCUGGACCGACGGCACUGUCAGCUCCUGUCGAGGCUUGAUCGCCACGGGGUUCGAUCUUAAACAGUUCGACGUCGUGCUCUCCGGCGGGCCUGGAUAUCAGGUGAGAGCCCACAGCGCUUGGGACUGCGGGACAAUGUAUCGCGAGGACGCCGAUCAGGGCUCCCAAAAUCCUAUAGUUGAUCUUGUCAUUCACCCUCCUGAUCCUACCACUCCAACCCCUACCCCUCUCUAUACCCUGGUCCGGAUGUCUGCCACGGCCACGACGAAGGAUUGGUACCAAACAAACGUUCCUCCUCCGAGCGAUACCACGGCGGAUCCACGGCCGCAGUGGGUGCGCACCAUGGCGCAGAAAAUCGACGUCCAGAUUCCGCUCGACAUGCAUCUGACUCGCCGCUACGGCGACGUUGACUCGGACGUUUCGGCCUCGGAGUCAGAGGGUGAAGAGGACGACGACCUGGAUAUGGACGGCGACCUCGAUUCGCUCGCAGACGAGGAGAACGCCAACGGCGACGACGGAACAUCAAGACUUGAGAUUCCCGAGAUCCACCCGCACCGCUUCCGCAUACACGGUCUGGCCCUCUCCCCAGGGGGCGGCGUCUCGGCUGUCCUCGCCAGCAGCCACAGCACGCAACAGCCGGAGCGCGGCGGCUGGCACACGGUACGGUCGACCGUGCUCUUCGGAUACAAACCGCGGCACCCGCGGCAGCCGCAGCGACAGACACGCCCCGCCGCGCAGUCCGACGACCACUUGCUCCCACUCCACCCACAGUUCGCGAGCACGGACUCGGACACAAGCAACCACUUGACGGGCUCCACCACCACCACCACCACCACCACCACCACCAUGCCCCCGCAUUACGCACAACUCACGACCGAAGCCAAGCUCUUCGAGUACCUCUACGGCGGCGGGCCCGAGGUGCCCGGCGUGCACUUCCCGGCCGCCGGCGGCGACAACGACGACGCGGCGGCGGCCGCGCUGCGCAGCCUGUUCGCGCCGGCGCUGGCCCGGCAGGCGUGCGAGCUGUGCGGCGCGCCCAUGGACGUGCGGCGCGGCGCGCUGUGCGGCUGCGCCAACGGCCACUUUUUCGGCACGUGCGCGACGUCCGGCCUGGCGGUGCAGACGCCCGGCGCGACGCGCAGCUGCGGCGCCUGCGGCCUCCGCACGAUCCGCGCCGAGGUGCUGAUGGCCAAGAUGCCGGCUGAGAGGAGGGACGAGGUGAGGAGGCUUGUGGGCGAGGGGCUGUGCGGUGCGUGCGGGGGGAAGUUUUUGAGUUGA